Molecule: messenger RNA, 754 nt
Organism: Humulus lupulus (European hop)
Lineage: Eukaryota; Viridiplantae; Streptophyta; Magnoliopsida; Rosales; Cannabaceae
Product: protein PXR1
Exons: 1
Coding region: 42-617 (191 amino acids)
Cellular component (GO): nucleolus
Source: RefSeq, a predicted model, not a curated record
CUCCACUGAGCUAAAGUCCUAGGGUUAGAGAAUUUACAGUCAUGGCAUGUACAAUCGACUUUCGGUGCUUAGACGAAGGGUUUGGCGGCAAAACGUACAAACGGAAGAGAGAAGAAGCCGAAAACAAGGGCGAAGACGAUGUCGAUUCGGCCAUGGAUGUCGACGAGUCAGCUCCUCCGGCGGCGAAGAGAUCGGCUCUGCCUUCGUCGGACAAUCCUGACAAGCCGGUGUUCGGAAACGCGACUUACGACGGCGUGAUAGCCGGGAGAGUCUCCGGACGGAAGUGGAAGCAGCCGAGGAAGCAUCGGGCGUCGGCGACUAUGGUGAGGAAAGGGACGAACUUCGAAGAGAGAGCGAAGGAGAAGGAGAUAAAGAAAGCGUACAGAGAAAGGAAAGAAGAGCUUAAGGAAGAGAUAAGGAAGAAUAAGGUGGAUAAGAGGAAGCAAAGGGAGGAGAGGGAGAAGAGGAAGAAGGAGAACAUAUUGAGAUCUGGUACUAAGCUUCAGAAGAUUACUAAUCCCAAAACGCUCAAGAAGCUUGCCAAGUCUAAACAGAGGAAGCUCCUCAAGGUUGUUCCUGAUGAAUUGCUAGCCAACAAGAACAAGAACAAGAACUAGUAAUUCCUCCUCCUUUUUCUUUAGAUUAUGUAUUUUUCAAUUUUGUUUCCUCCAUUUCUGGCUAGGAGAGCUUUUGUUUUCUAUGGAUUUGCAUUAACAAAAAAAAUAUACAGAAUGAAAGUUUUCAUGUGAUAUUA